Molecule: messenger RNA, 651 nt
Organism: Brenthis ino (lesser marbled fritillary)
Lineage: Eukaryota; Metazoa; Arthropoda; Insecta; Lepidoptera; Nymphalidae
Source: the annotation of a GenBank genome assembly
AUGCUGAAAGAAUUUACGCAUCUCUUCAUGAGGCACACGUCACCAAGUCGUCGUCAUCUCACUCCUGAGAUCGUGCUCCGCCUCAUCACACCCUCGUGCCAUCUCUGGUCUUCACCUGUCGAGGAGUCUCCCUUCAUUGACCCUUUUUGGGGGUUCUAUUGGCCCGGGGGGCAAGCUACAGCUAGAUAUAUUUUGGACAAUCCAGAAUUGGUAAAAGGUUGUAAAGUGCUGGACGUAGGUUGUGGAUGUGGCGCGGGCUCCAUCGCCGCGGCAAAGGCGAAAGCUAAGAAAGUAAUAGCUAAUGAUAUUGAUCCUUAUGCACUUAUUGCCGCUAGAAUUAACGCUGGUCUAAACAAUAUUGAUAUAGAGACCGAUGUGAAUGAUUUUAUAGGAUCGAGCUGUGACGAUUUUGAUGCUGUUCUUAUAGGUGACAUGUUUUAUGACGAAGAAUUUGCAAAAAUACUCUUUGAGUGGUUAAAUAAACUAACUAACAAGGAUAAAAUGGUGAUUAUAGGUGAUCCCGGCCGACACGGUCUCACGGCGAGCAGGCGCAGUCAGAUGACACAGCUAGCUAAAUACAACUUGCCAAAAGAAACGCGCGAAGAAAAUCAUGGGUUUACAGAAACCAGUGUAUGGAUGUUGAAUAAAACA